Mytilus trossulus (common blue mussel) is the source of this 7276-nucleotide messenger RNA. RefSeq names its product nuclear hormone receptor FTZ-F1-like. Bases 466 to 1941 code for a protein of 491 amino acids. The transcript is spliced from 7 exons. Gene Ontology annotation, molecular function: nuclear receptor activity; RNA polymerase II cis-regulatory region sequence-specific DNA binding; zinc ion binding. The record is from RefSeq and is a predicted model, not a curated record. Gene Ontology annotation, cellular component: RNA polymerase II transcription regulator complex. NCBI's taxonomy places the organism in Eukaryota, Metazoa, Mollusca, Bivalvia, Mytilida, Mytilidae. Gene Ontology annotation, biological process: regulation of transcription by RNA polymerase II; hormone-mediated signaling pathway; tissue development.
GAUUAGUGCAUGUUUAUUAAAGUAUGAUUUGUGGUUCAUAGUUUAUUGUGUAUGACAUCAUUUGAUCUGUUGAUUUAGAUAAUGUACUGUGUAUUCUAUAAAUUUUGACAUUUUAAACAGUCUGGAAGGUAAUUCGUUUACAGUUUGUGGCAUUGACGGUCUCUUGGUAAUUUUAUUUGUUUUGAUUGUGGGUUAAAUAUAGCCCUUUAACUCUGAAAUUGAUCACUAUUCCGAUUAGAUAUAUUUUUCAAACCAACCUUUAAAUAAAUCUUAUGUAUCAUUCUUUUUUUAUUUAAAGUAUUUCCUUUCAAAACAGGUCUAUUGAAAUGUUGGCAUUAUAUUGGUAUACAAUUUUGAAUUAUUUCCCUUGAGUGCAACUCUUAAAAAUUGAAGGUGCCCUAAUUAUGCACUAAAAUGGAUGCUGUCAUUAUUUUGAUGAGAUGAAAAAUUCAAUAUUUCAUCAAAAUGGACGAAACAGAGGAGCCAGUUAAUUUGAAAACUUCAUCCUCUAGUAAUGACAUGCAGUACUCUGGUGACAUGAAGUUUGGAUGGGAUGAGCUCUGUCCAGUCUGUGGUGACAAGGUCUCUGGAUACCACUACGGUCUACUUACAUGUGAAAGCUGUAAAGGUUUCUUUAAACGAACAGUUCAAAAUAAAAAGGUGUACUCCUGUGUGGAUAAUAGAUCAUGUCUAAUUGACAAAGCACAAAGAAAGAGAUGUCCCUUUUGUAGAUUUCAAAAAUGUUUGAAUGUUGGUAUGAAAUUAGAAGCUGUACGUGCAGACAGGAUGAGAGGUGGAAGGAACAAAUUUGGCCCAAUGUAUAAACGAGACAGAGCACUGAAGCAACAAGCAGUUAGACAACAGCAACAGAUGCUGGCACAAUGCCAAAUACGACUACAGAAUGGGAUGACAAGUCCAGAUGAGGAUAUUAAACCAGACCCAGCAAUGUUACAACAUAUUUCACAGAUGGUCUCAAACAGCAUGGGAUAUAACAGCUCAAACAUGUCCGGCAUGCCAUCACCUUCCAUGCCUGACUCUCCUAACUCUGACAUCAGCUGUGUGUCCUCCUCCCAGCCGUCGCCCAUUACGUCACACCCACAAUCGCCAUACACCAUGACCCAGAACUUCCAUCCACCUUCGAUGAUGCACGACCCCAGGAACCAUUACUCCAUGCCAUCAUAUCAAUAUCAUCACCAGAUGGCACCACCUGUUAUACCAAUUGUGCCUCAGACUAUUAUAAAUAUGAAAGCAAAUAUGACUGAUGAAAUGGAAAUCAAACACAAACUUUUAUCAUUUCUUCAUAAUGCAUUUGGUGCUGAAGAUAUUCUUAGUCAGCCAAUCAAAUUAUUACAGAUGAUUUGUAAACUGUCAGAUCAGCUAUUAUUUCUAAUGGUGGAGUGGGCCAGGACUUCUACUUAUUUUAAAGAACUUAAGGUUGAAGACCAAAUGAAACUAUUACAACACAGUUGGAGUGAGAUUUUAAUAUUAGACUUUGUACAUAGACUUGCUCAUGAUACAUGGAGUGGAGAGGUAUUAAUGGGAAAUGGUCAGCGACUAAAUAUAGAUUGUUUAGAUAAACUAGGAUUAUCAGACUGUAAAGAUAGGAUAAGAGACAUGGUACGAAAAAUGAGAGAAUUGAAAAUUGAUGUCAACGAAUAUCUUUGUCUGAAAUACCUGAUUCUCCUUAAUCCAGAUGUCCCUGGGCUAGAGAACAGACAACAUGUGGAGCAGUGCCAAGAAAAUAUCAAUGCAGCAUUAAUGGAAUACUGUAUUAACUUUUAUCCAAGUUUAAAAGACAAAUUUGGCCAAGUUUUACUACGGCUACCAGAAGUUAGGGUUAUAAGUAUUCGUGCAGAAGAAUUUCUUUACUACAAGCAUUUAAACAAUGAAAUUCCGGACCAGACUCUUUUGAUAGAAAUGCUCCAUUCAAAGAAAAAAUAGUGAUAAAUAUAUAUAUAAACUAGAUUAACUUGUGCCAUAGACAGGUGACGCCUGCUCCUUUGUAAAAUCAGAAUAUUGGUUACCAUGGUUAUGGUAAGAAGCUCCGGCAGCGAUAUAUAUUGUUCAGAGAAUGAAACGUGUACUAUGUACUACUGGUUUGUGCAGAUGAUGACCUCAGAAUGAAAUCUUUGCAAUAUUCAUUUUAAUUCAUCUGUAUUUUCUGAAGUUAGAGCCUAUUUGAUAUUCAUGGCCAGUAGUCUGAGAGCUGUAAAGGAGCUUUUCAAUGAUAGACAGGGAUAAGGGAUAGAUUUUUGUUCAAAUAGAUUAAGCAUUAUUGUGAACUAUUUACAGAUUUUCUAAAAAGGUUAUAGUUGUCCUGAAUAUGUCUGAAAACUUUGUGUUCAGUCUGAAUUGUAAAUUCUUUUCUUUUUGUAUUGGUGUAUAUCAUUCUUUCCGUAUAGUUUGUCACAUGAAGUUUUUAUACUGUUUCAUGGUUUCCCUCAUACAGAUCAGCUCAGGUUUUGACUUUUGAUUUGACCUUGGUCAGAAAAUGUUAUAUUUUUGUGAGAAUGCUGAAUUAGACAAGUCAAAAGACAAAUAACGUUUCCAUUAUUCAUAUAUAUACUGUUUAUGAUAUAUAUGUAUAUUUUGUUGUUGACGUGCAUUUAUGCAUAAAGAUAUUUCUUGCUAAUGCAUACAAAUGGAAUGAAUAUUCAGGGAUGUAAAUUUCCUUUUGUUAGUUACAAGCUUUCAAAAUGUGUAUAUUCCCCCUCCUGAAAAGUUAUUGAAAUCAAAUAUUAUACUUAUAAAAUCACAUUUGUCUGUAUAUUUCAGAUAAUGCAUUUUGUUGUGGUCUACCUCUUGUAAUACAGCUCAUGAGAAUAUUUUUUCUAAAAAAAAAAUAUUUAAUACAGUGAACUCUUAUUGUAUAACUAAAAAAAAGCGAUUAUUUUUUAUCAACAUCAAUUUUGGUUUUAUUUUGGCAAGUCUAAACAAAACACUCAUUAAAGGUUCAUGUACGACUAUUUAUUAACAUUUUCAGCGGAAUAUCAAUAAAGUGAUAUAUCGUUUGUCGUUUUGAUCAGGUCUUCACACAUUUUGCCCUUUUCGGGUCUUAUAUUAAAAGUCCUUUUUAAAGAGAAUUUAUUUAAAGUUUUGUUUCCUGUUUUUCUUGAGUUUCCAGAUGUUUGUUGUUCAAUACCUGUUAAUGAUGUUAUAUCUUUUCUUUUCUUUUUAUAGAACUGACAUGUGAUUAAUUUGGAUAUUUGUAAAUAUCAAAGUCAACAUUGACAUUAUCUUUAGUGCUAAUUUCACAUGUGUCUCUCAAAUGUGAGAAGAAGUCAAGAAGUAAACAAAGUUUGGUUCUAAAAAUAGAAAUAUUUUACUUUUUUUUACUGCGAAUUCAUUUUGAUAGAAUGUCAAUAAUGUGCCACCUUUUGUUUAAUUUUUUUUUAGAAAUAACUUGUUAUAAGUUGGGAUAUUUCUAAAUAUCAGUCAACUUUGACAUUAUCUUAAAGAAUACUUUCACACGUGUCACUCAAAUGUGAGAAGAUUUCACGAAGUAAACAAAGUAAUUAUCCUAAAAAUAGAAACAUUUUACAUUACAUCCUGUAGAUUAAAGAAGAAAAAAAUCUAAUCAUGGAUACUAGAUUUCGUGGAUUUGUCCAUCUUUAGAAUUAACUUCUAUAGGAAACAGAUACCUCAUUGAACAUUUAAAUACUUGGUUCAUCUUAACCAAUGAAAUCCUUGAAAAUUAAAACCCUGAAUCUACAAUAGUGCAGAAUAACACCAAUCUUCCAGAUAAUUACUCUAAAAUUAAUUUUAUCAAAAUUUUAGCUUACUCUUCAAAGGUUCAUUGUGUUAGGCAGAUUUUGUUUGGAAACAUUAUUAGAAAAGGCACAAAAGUAGCUUUAAACAGUUAUUAUUGAAAAUUGUUUCAGCAUUCAUUCUCCUUUUUUACAAAAUUUGGCUCAAACUAUAUUUUUUUUAUAUGCAACAACAGUUUAUGGAAAUUAAACAUCUUUUAUUGAUUUUUAUGGUACUAUGCAUAUGUCAAAUGUAAAUGUCUUUUUGACUUACUAAUGGUGAACUACCAAUAUGUAAAUUACAAUAUAUGUACUGUGCAUGUGUUUCAGUAUUUACAGGGUUCAAGGCUGGGCUAGAAAAUGUUGAGGGAUGGCAUGGAUGGGUGUCCAUGAAUACAAAAAUAAUAUAAAAAAUAUAUAAAAGAAAAGUAAAGGAAUAGAUCUCUGAUUAAAAGCAGUAUUAUUUAAAAGUACCAAGUCUAGAUUUUUUUCUUCAAAAUAAAAUAGUUGCACUGAUAUUAUUACUUAAAUUCGAUGAAGUUUCUAUGAAGAAAAUAUGUUUGUUUGUCGUUCAGAUUUUAAAAUUGAAAGCAAGCAAUGUCUACCCUUAUCUUAGGACAUAAUUAUUGAAGAAAUAUUUUAGACUUGUGAUGGAUUUCGAUUUUAUUUUUUCCUUUGAAUAUUAAAGAUACAUGUACCAUAUAUGGUACUUUAAAACAAUGCAUAGGUUUACCAUGAUGGUAUUUAAGUUCUUUCAGGUUUUUAUUCUAAAUAAGAUACAAUUGAUUUAAAUACUCUCCCGUUAAUUUACUUUAUUUGCUCUUUUUUUUGUUAUUCAUAAGAGGUCCACAUGAACUUUUUUCCCCCUUUAUUUUGGGAAUGUUUUUUAUUGCAUAUGAGGAAAGUAAUUAACUAAAUGAAGGUAGCAGAUAUUUUAUUUGUCCAUAGAAAUGAAAAAUUUAAAUAGUAAAGACUUCAUAGAAUUGAAAAUGUAAAAUAAUUAUUUAAAAAGAAAAGAAAAAAUAUCAGUAACAAUUUUUAAUAGAAGAUUUUAUUCAACAUUUUUUUUUGUUUACAUGAUCUACAUGUAGCCAUGCUUAAGGUGAUAUGCAAAUCUGAAUUGAUAGUAUUUUAUUUGAUAACUAUCAUGGAAUAAUUUAAUUGAAAACAAGGUCAUAUGUUAAUUCUUUUUUACUGAUUGAGUAGUUUUUUGUGCCGAGUUACUUAUUCAAAGUUGGGCAAGUAAAGAAAAUCAUUUUUUUCUCUUUUUAGGAAGACCAAACAUCUGUAGCUAUUAUUAAAUUUUCUAGUUACAUAUAUAAGUGCUAUUUCAUUCUCUUUUUUGCAUUUUGAUAAACAUACCCAUGUUAUGAAAUAGGGCAGCAAUUUGUAUUGCAAAAUUAUAUGGGAUGUUUUUCAGACAAUCUUGGUGAUUUACUUUCUGAUGAACAUGGAAAAGUGCUACACAUUUUGUUAGUGCAUCACAAAUGUUAUAUUUUUAAGAGAUAUUUUUAAUUUGUUCUAUUGUUAAUUAUUUCUGAGAAAAGUGCUUUUUAUCUUAGAUUUUUAUUUUUAGAUAGCGUUUUAGCUUCAUUUAAACUAAUACAGAAUAAGUACUAAAAUCAUGUUUAUGAAUUUUCCUGUGUAAUUGAUAUUUAUGAUAUAUAUAUAUAUUUGUGAAUUUGUUGCAUUUCCUUGCUUAUAAGGAAUAAUUGCAUAUACAUUUAUUUUCAACAUUAUAUUAAAUUUAACAUUUAAGAAUUUCUCUUCAUGAUAAUAUAAUAAUGGUUAUAAAAAAUCUUGAAAAUUGUGAUCAUUUAAAAUGAAUUCACACACAGGUUUUUAAUUAUUGAGCAAAUAAGCUGAUUGCAGAUGCAUAGAUGAGGAUGAAAAUCAUUUAUUUCUCUAAUGUGCUGCUGUCUAUGUAUAAUUUAUGUUAUUUAUAAUCAGAAAGUGCUUAUUGUUUAUUUAUUAUUCACUUGUGAUCUCAUACCUUCAUAAAUUGUGAAAAAGUGAAUUUAUAUCGAACCUUUCCAUCUGUUAUGAUCAAUUGUAUAUUUCGUUUCAUUUUAUAAAAAAAUAAUGUUUCUGUAUCAAAAAGACAUAAAUAACAGCAAGUUACACAGGUAAUUACAUUGUAUUAAGCAUUGUGAAACUACUCAAAAUAAAUUUUUUACCACACCCUUAAGUGUUAUAACUAUAGCUUUUUGGAUAACUUAUAAUAGGAGCAUGGUCAAAUCCCAGCUUUCUUUGACUAAUACAAAAUUAAAAUAAAACUGUUAUCAAAAUUAAAGCAUUUUAAGGGAAAAUAAUAAAAUUAAAAGAGAGAAAAAACCACAAUCUUAUUAUCAAAAAUUUCUAAAAGAUUGAAGUUUCAUUACACGUAGAAAAAUAGGAUUGAUCAUAUCAGAUGCUAACUCAUUGACUUGUGAUGUAGAUGAUGUAAAUAUUACAGUAACUAGUGCCAUGUUUUUAUGGGGUCAUUACAUUUUAUAUAUAUGUGUGUGUAUGUAUUACAUUUUCUUGUUAUUUUAUAAGUAUGAUUGUUAAGAAGGUUUAUGAUGUAUUUAUAGAAAUGAUGAAAUUUUUAUGACACAUCAGGUGUAUUUUAGGUGUAUUUAUUAUGAAAGUAUCAUUUAAGAGUUAUAAGAUUAUAAUGAUUUAAAAAUUUUUAUUUCAUAUUUUUUGCCUCAUUUUAAGUCUAUUUCAAUGUAUAUUCACACAGAUAAUUUGAUAUUAUAUGUUUUUGCCAUCAACAUGAUAAAAUAGACUUUUUUGAAGAGCAUUUUGUCUGAUCUCGCUUGUUGAAGGAUGAAAGAAGAGUUCAUUUAUGAUGUGAAACUGGCAGUUUUUGCAAAAAAAAUUUACCCCCAAAAAUUAAAAAAAUUCAAGGAUAAAAGAAAAUUUAUUUUGAAUUCCAGAUUUUAGUGGUUUGAACCUGACAAUAGUCUAGCCUAUUCGGUGAAAUUAUUUUUUCAUUCUUAAUUUUUUUUUUAUAGGAUAUCAAAACCUAGAAAAAAAAAGCAAUUGCAAUCAUCUUCUAGUCACACAAAAUCUAUUAUGCAGAAAUAAUAAUUAGCCUUUUUGAUUUAAUUUAAAUUUAUUAAUUGGAUCUUAAAAUUGUAGUACAUAUAUUUUCUUAUGACUAGAUCCUUUUGAUAAAAAAAAAAUUUGCUGUGAAAAAACCCAACUCAUUCCAUUUUUAAGUUUGUCUGUUAAAUUAAAUUUGAAAGUUUUAAGCCAACAGCUCAUCUACAAAUGUAUACAAAUGAACAAUUGUGAUUGGUUAAAUCAGAUAAUGUUAAUGGUUAUGUUGUAAACAAGGGAGACAAUUUGGCUUCAUUCAUUGAAAAUUGUAUAUUGAUAAUAAUAUAUAUAUUGUUGAUUGUACUUUGACUGAGUCUUUAACAAGUAGAGAAAUAUUACUAAUGUUUUCAGAUGUAGCAUUUAUAAUGUGUACAUUCUCUUGUUAGACUUGUUAAUCCAGAGAUUCUCUGGAGAAAUCUAAACAAUAAAAGAUAAAAAUAAAA